GUGCGCUUGAUUGGUUUGUUACUAAAUUUGCAGUUUGAGGAGUACGCUUGAUUGGAUGCAGCAGCUCCGUCCACCAACUCAUCUCUGCGACGUUUUCCUUGCCUCCACUGUCCCCGGGAGUUUGCCACCUCUCAAGCUCUCGGUGGCCAUCAGAAUGCUCACAAGCGCGAGCGAGCCACUUGGUAGUGGAGAGAGCAUCAGCAGUCGAAACGCCCAGAAAGCUCCGAGAGACCGAGCUGGAAGCAAGGUUCAGGUCCUGGUGCUGCUGAUGAGGCGGCAGGCGGCGGCGGCGGCUGCUCUGGAUAAGCGGGGAACAGAGGUAGUAGGCGGUAUUCCUGCAGGUUGUUGGCCGGAAAGUUUGGCCGAGCAACGGUUGUUCGCUCGCGCUUGUGAGCAUUCUGAUGGCCACCGAGAGCUUGAGAGGUGGCAAACUCCCGGGGACAGUGGAGGCAAGGAAAACGUCGCGGAGAUGAGUUGGUGGAUGGAGCUGUUGCAUGCAAUCAAGCGUACUCCUCAAACUGCAAAUUUAGUAACAAACCAAUCAAGCGCACAACACAAUUAUUUGGAAAUUAAGAGAGAAUUUGUUUAAAAUGUAAGGAGUACUUACUUGUCACAAGAAGUUUCUGGAAUAUUCCAAGAUUUCUUGAAAGUCUUGGAAGUUUCUGCAAUAUGCCCAGAAAGGAUAAUGAAAAACAAAUCAUAACAAAGAAGAUUUAUUAAGAAUAUUUAAACAAUUUCAGAGACAAUCCUAAUAAUUUAAAUGACAAGGG
Molecule: messenger RNA, 770 nt
Organism: Rubroshorea leprosula
Lineage: Eukaryota; Viridiplantae; Streptophyta; Magnoliopsida; Malvales; Dipterocarpaceae
Source: the annotation of a GenBank genome assembly